This is a messenger RNA of Caenorhabditis briggsae, 462 nucleotides long. The transcript has 4 exons. The coding region runs from base 1 to 462 and encodes 153 amino acids. The record is from RefSeq and is a predicted model, not a curated record. NCBI's taxonomy places the organism in Eukaryota, Metazoa, Nematoda, Chromadorea, Rhabditida, Rhabditidae.
AUGUCUUGCUUCCUUUACUUUUCUAUUCUCCUGAUUCCUCUCGUUCUUGGAGACGAUGAAGUGGUUUGUGUACCUACAGAAGGAGAGAACAGGGAGGAAUGCGUUAUGAUUUACAAUGGUGUCAAAGACAAUAUUCUGACCUUGAACCUUACCGAAUUGGAAAACAUCGAAAAGUUCAGAAAUAACUGUCUGGAUUUCGAGAAAUGUACCGCACAACUAAAAUGUGGAGCUGAAAAGGCUCUUGUGGACACUAUCGACGAUAUUCCUUUUGUGAAGCUUCCAUGUUUCGAACUUGAUAGUGGAGACGAAGAAGCUCUUAGAACUGCGUGCAGCGAGUUCUUUGGAAAGGACGGGUGUCUAGAGAAAGAGAUGUCCGAAGGAUGUGGAGUGGAUGUUUGGAAUGGGUUCAAGAAGAACCAACUGGCAAUGAACAAAAUCACAGGAACCUGCAAAUUUGAUUAA